UUAUUUCGACACCGGACCCCCUCCGUCCUUCUCGCCGCCGCCGCCGCCGGGCCGGGCCUACGACACCGUCCGCUCCAGCUUCAAGCCGGGCUUGGAAGCCAAACUCCACGGGUUGCCGCACCUGGCGGCCGAGGUGUACGAGCGCGGCUCCGUGCCCUACCCCGAGCGGCAGAAGAGGGCCCGCUCCAUGAUCAUCCUCCAGGAUUCCUCCCACCUCCCCGUGGAACCCACCGAGAUCCCCCGGCCCGGCCCAGCGGCGACGCCGCCGGAGAAGCUGAAGAGGAAAGGCCGGGUGAUCGAUAAUCCCUACGCCAACAUGGGCCAGUUCAACGUCAGCCUCUUCGCCCCCACCAAGCCGCAGAGGAAGAAGAGUCCCCUGGUGAAGCAGCUCCAGGUGGAGGACGCCCAGGAACGGGCGGCCUUGGCCAUCACCGGCGGCUACUCCUCCCGGGAGCCGUCGCCCACGCGCCGGAGCCACCGCCUGGAAUACCAGCACCACCCCGGCAUCGCUCAGGUGGAAGCCGCCGGCCUCCCCUUCGCCACCGCCAUCGCCGCCGGCGUCAUGAAGGACCGGGACCGGCGGCUGGACGAGAGGAGGAAAUCCACGGUGUUCCUGUCGGUGGGAGCCAUCGAGGGGCCGGCGCCGGGCGGCGGCGGAGGCGGCGAGAUGCCGUCGCUGCAGCAGUCGCGCUCCAUCGACGAGCGGCUCCUGGGCAGCCGGGAUGUCCUCCUGCCGUCGCCCGUGUCAGCUUUAAAGCCAUUAAUCGGCGGCUCCUCCUCGACCUUCAUUCACCCCCUGACGGGAAAGCCCCUGGAUCCCAACUCGCCCCUGGCGCUGGCGCUGGCCGCAAGGGAACGGGCGCUGUCCACUCAAGUCCCGUCCCGGUCGCCCACCCCGAUCCACAGCCCCGACUCGGACAGAGCCGCGCCCCUCUUUGUGGACAUCCAAACCAAAGAGCCGGACAGGGGGGACUUGGAGGCCUUGGUGUCCCCCGCCUACUCCCCCGGAGGGAAGGCGGUGAUGGCGACCGACGCCGGCGCUCUGACCCCCACCAAGAGCCCUUGGGGGACUCCGGCCACCCUGCGGAAGGAGCCCGAGGUGCGAGCGGAGCCACCGGGCAAGGAGGAGAAGAAACCCGAGGACAAGAAGUCCAUGAUCAUCAGCAUCGUGGACACGUCGCAGCAGAAGACCGCCGGCCUCAUCAUGGUCCACGCCACCAGUAACGGUCAAGACGAGAUCGGCCUGGAGAUCAAAGAGGAGAGCCCGGCCGUGGCCGAGGUCUGCGCCGAGCCGGUCGAGUCGCCCAAGGUCGAGCCCCAGCCCAGCCCCGUGGGGAAGCCGCCGGUCAGCCCGGCCUCGGAGAAGGCGCUGGGCCAGGGCAGCUCGGAGGAGGAGGUGGAACCCUACACGGUGACCCUCCCUCCAGCCCAGCUGUCCUCCAGCGACGAGGAGACCCGCGAGGAGCUGGCCAAGAUCGGGUUGGUGCCGCCCCCGGAUGAAUUCGCCAACGGGGUGCUGGUGACCUCCCCCGGCACCCCCGUGAGCCACCUGGCCGCGCCCGGCGCGCCGUCCCUGCCGGCGGCGGCAGUAGCACCUUCUCCCCCCGGCGCGACACCCUCAGGGAAGCCCUCGGACGCCCCCGCGGCCCCGGAGUCGGCGGCGGACUCGGGAGUGGAAGAGGUGGACACCAGGAGCUCCAGCGACCACCACCUGGAGACCACGAGCACCAUCUCCACGGUCUCCAGCAUGUCCACGCUGUCCUCGGAGAGCGGCGAGCCCACCGACACCUACACGUCCUUCGCCGACGGCCAAACUUUUCUACUCGAGAAGCCACCAGUGCCUCCAAAGCCCAAACUCAAGUCCCAGCUCAGCAAGGGGCCGGUUACUUUCAGGGACCCACUUUUGAAGCAGUCUUCGGACAGCGAGCUCAUCUCCCAGCACCACGCGGCCACGCUGGCGGCCACCAGCGCGGCCCGGCCACGCUACCUCUUUCAGAGAAGGUCCAAGCUAUGGGGGGACCCCAUGGAGAGCAGGCCCGGCCACGGGGCCGAAGAGGACAAACCGACUGUGAUCAGCGAGCUGAGCUCCCGCCUGCAGCAGCUCAACAAGGACACGCGCUCCUUGGGCGAGGAACCGGCCGGCUCCACCCUGGAUCCCGGCAAGAAGUCGCCGGUGGUGGCCGCACGACUUUUCAGUAGUUUAGGAGAGCUCAGCACCAUUUCCCAGCGCAGCUCCGGCACCACCUUCACCGUGCGGCCCGGCAGCCGCUACCCCGUCACCCGCCGCACCCCCAGCCCCGUCAAACCCGCCGCCCUGGAGCGCCCGGAGCCCCUCAGCACCGUCCGCCCCUACGGCCUGACGCCCCCCACCAUCCUCAAAUCCUCCAGCCUCUCCAUCCCCCACGAGCCCAAAGAGGUUCGGUUCGUGGUCCGGAGCGUCAGCGCCCGCAGCCGCUCCCCGUCGCCUUCGCCGUCGCCGGGGCCGCCGCUGCACACGCUGCACCCACCGCGACCCUUCAUGCAGAAGCCGCUGCAGCUGUGGAACAAGUACGACGUGGGGGACUGGCUGGAGAGCAUCAACCUGGUGGAGCACCGGGAUAAGUUCGAGGAUCACGAGAUCGAGGGGACCCACCUGCCCGCCCUGACCAAGGAGGACUUCGUGGAGUUGGGGGUGACCCGCGUUGGGCACCGCAUGAACAUCGAGCGGGCGCUCAAGCAGCUGGUGGACAGCUGACCGCGUCCGGAGCCGCCGUGGGAAGGGCGGGGCGUUAUUCCCAAGCCAAGAAAACCCACUCGGAUUCUCCUUCUCCUUCUCCGAGCGCUGCACUGAGGGUGUGGAGCCCACCCCACCCACCCCCUGACCCCGGGCUCCCACCCGCUCCCGGCCCCCCGCGCCGCCUCCGGCCCGGGGAUGUUGCAUGAAAUUCCUCCUCGUUGCCGUUCUCCCGGAGAGUCUGGCCUGUAAAUCGCUCCCUGUGCCCUGCCCGGGGGGUUGGGGACAGGCAGGGACGCGGUGGUGGCACCUCGGCCACGGCCCGGAGCCCCGCGGGUGGCACCUGCCCAGGUGGCACCUCCAGGGUGGCACUGCCAGGCUCCGAGGUGGCCCGAGGUGCUGAGGAGUUCGGGGUGGUCCUGCCGGGAGGUGGCUCCAGGUCCUGAGCCCCGCCUCAGGUGGCCCUGGCAGGGUCAGAGGUGGCCCCAGGUCCCUCUUAGGGUCAGAGGUGGCUCCAGGUCCUCCCCAGGUGGCCCUGGCAGGGUCAGAGGUGGCCCCAGGUCCCUCUCAGUUGUCACUGGCAGGGUCAGAGGUGGCCCCAGGUCCCUCUUAGGGUCAGAGGUGGCUUCAGGUCCUCCCCAGGUGGCCCUGGCAGGGUCAGAGGUGGCUCCAGGUCCUGAACCCCCCUCAGGUGGCCCUGCCGGGAGGUGGCUCCAGGUCCUGACAGCACCAGGUGGCCCUGGCAGGGUCACAGGUGGCCCCAGGUCCCUUUCAGGUGACCCUGGCAGGGUCACAGGUGUCCCCAGGUCCCUCUCAGUUGUCACUGUCAGGGUCAGAGGUGGCCCCAGGUCCCUCUCAGGUGUCCCUGGCAGGGUCAGAGGUGGCCCCAGGUCCUGAACCCCUUCAGGUGUCAGGGUCAGAGGUGGCCCCAGGUCCCCCCCAGGGUCAGAGGUGGCCCCAGGUCCCCCCCCAGGGUCAGAGGUGGCCCCAGGUGUCCCUGGCACGGUCCCAGGUGUCCCCAGGUGUCCCUGGCAGGGUCCCAGGUGUCACCCAGGU
This is a messenger RNA of Parus major (Great Tit), 3769 nucleotides long. RefSeq names its product SH3 and multiple ankyrin repeat domains protein 3-like. NCBI's taxonomy places the organism in Eukaryota, Metazoa, Chordata, Aves, Passeriformes, Paridae. Gene Ontology annotation, cellular component: postsynaptic membrane; dendritic spine; postsynaptic density. Gene Ontology annotation, molecular function: synaptic receptor adaptor activity; ionotropic glutamate receptor binding. Bases 188 to 2734 code for a protein of 848 amino acids. The record is from RefSeq and is a predicted model, not a curated record. The transcript has 2 exons.